Messenger RNA from Racocetra persica, 422 nucleotides. The record is from the annotation of a GenBank genome assembly. NCBI's taxonomy places the organism in Eukaryota, Fungi, Glomeromycota, Glomeromycetes, Diversisporales, Gigasporaceae.
GGGGCUGAUGGAUUGGCUAAUGCUGGAGUCACGGGUCUAAAGUCUCUUGGUUAUCAUAUAAAAUAUCUUUUUUGUCAUGUACAAUUCAUACUGUUGGCACGAAGGCACAGAUUCCUUAAUUUUGAAAAUAAUCGUGCCAUUAAAGGUUUAGGAAAAAUUAUGCCUACAAUAGGAUAUACAAUUAGUGUUGAAGAAUCAACAAACAUUGUUAAGAAAGCGAUUCUUUGGAAUGCUAGCGUUUAUCCUUUGAUUUACAAAAGAGUUUUGGUAGAUGCGAAAAUGCAUAUGAUGCUGAGCAACUUUGGAGUACAGCUGACAUCGAUUAAAUCGCAAAUUAUGCAUUUUUUCGAUUCUCCGGGUGCCAAACAUGGGAUCAAGAUUUUUGCCGUGAAAGUCCAAUACGUCAUGUGCAUGAUUCUCAG